Messenger RNA from Brassica oleracea var. oleracea, 1905 nucleotides. Its product is annotated as squamosa promoter-binding-like protein 2. The transcript has 5 exons. The record is from RefSeq and is a predicted model, not a curated record. Gene Ontology annotation, cellular component: nucleus. Lineage: Eukaryota; Viridiplantae; Streptophyta; Magnoliopsida; Brassicales; Brassicaceae. Gene Ontology annotation, molecular function: DNA binding. The coding region runs from base 127 to 1677 and encodes 516 amino acids.
GACGCUCUUUGAUCUACCAAAAUAUCCACAUGUCUGUGUAAGUACAUAUCAAAUUGCUUUUUCUUAAUUAACAAUAUCAUAAAGUUUUUUUUUUAUAAAUAAUAAAAUCAUGCUUUUUCCUCGAUAAUGAAUGAAUCGUCCAAAAAAGUUGAAGCUGGUGAAAGGCAGUUUGACCCCUCCCCAUCUCCCAACUUGGUACUUCGCUUUGCACACAUCACAUGCUUCCUCUCACUCUCUCUCCUCUUUUCUUCUCCCACUCUUGUUCUUCUCUCUAAAUGCUCUGUAUUGUGUCAAGCCAAAAAAGGAAGCUUUACUCCAUUAACGACGAGAUCCUUCCCUAAUUCUCUGAUCAAUAGAUUUUGGUGUUUUAGUGUCUGUAUGGAGUGUAAUGCAAAGCCAUCAUUGCAGUGGGAGUGGGAUAAUCUAAUAUCGUUUGGUACUUCAUCAGCUGAAAUUCCUAAAAAGCAACGACCAAUGGAUUGGGAAAAUGAUGGGUUUGAUUGCACCACUUUUUACUCUUCCAGCUUUUCUACAGUAGCAGCAUAUGGUGGUAGUUCAGGUUCUGAUCUAGCUCAUGCUUUCUCUAAAAGCUCAAAGUCAACUUCCAUUAGCUCUUCGUCAGCUGAAGUUAGAACAUACAAUUUCACAUCAGAAGCUGGUGAAAGUGUUCCUGCUGGGAGCAGUGAAGAGUUUGCAAUGGGAAUUGAUACUUCUCCAAGUCUUGAACUUUCCUUCGGCUCUGGUGAUCCGGUUCUUGGUUUGAAGCUCGGUAAGAGGACAUACUUUGAAGACUUUUGGGAAGUGGAGAAUGCUAAAGGUUCAACAGCACUUCCGGUGAGCCUGGCGUCAUCUUCUGCUUCUCCGGUGAAGAAAUCCAAACCCAUUUCUCAGAAAUUACAAACUCCUCACUGCCAAGUUGAAGGCUGUAACCUCGAUCUCUCCUCAGCUAAAGACUAUCAUCGGAAACACAGGAUUUGUGAAAACCAUUCAAAGUUCCCUAAAGUCAUUGUGAAUGGCUUAGAACGCCGGUUCUGCCAACAAUGUAGCAGGUUUCACUGUCUCUCUGAGUUUGAUGAGAAGAAACGUAGCUGUCGCCGACGUCUCUCAGAUCACAAUGCAAGACGUCGCAAGCCAAAUCCCGGGAGGACAUAUGAUGGGAAGCAACAUAUGGAUUUUGUAUGGAACAGAUUUGCACUUAUCCAUCCACGAAGUGAAGAAAAGUUUCUAUGGCCAAAUCCGAAGCCUGUACCAGCAAGAGGGUUAUUGCAGGAACCUGCAAUGACCGAGAUGCCCAGUAAGCUGUUCACCGAGCAAUGUGGAUUUGGAUUGUUGGACCCCAAAACGAAAACCACGAGAGCUGAGCUAUUCAGUAAAGAUUUGUUAGAAAAGGUCACAAUCUCUUCACACAUAAGUACUUCUCAAGAUCUUGAUGGUGCUCUCUCUCUUCUGUCAAAUUCAACACCAUGGGUUUCCUCAGACCAGCCAAGACGGUUUUCCCUUAACCACCAUUCCACAAGCAACCUCCAACCUGUGGUUCACGGGUCUGUGACUCAACCCAUUUCAGUGUCCAGCUAUUGGCAGCCGGAUCCACCAGCAGUUGAGGGCUCAACCGCUUUGCCUAGGAACGGGGAAGGCCAGUUUAAUGACCACUACAACUUGAAUCAGUUUUACAACUGAAAGUGUAUUGCCUUUAUAUCAUAAUAAGAUAUUUUGUUUAAGGAUCAGGCGAGCCUAGUGGUAACUUUAAGAUAGGAGCUGUGAAACUUGCUAAAGACAUCAAUUCCUCUCUUCUUUCUUUUUUAUCCAUUGAUUUUCUUGGGUUAGGGAGAGUUGUGACAGUUAAGUCUUAUAAAUCAUCUUGUCAAAUUAUUUUUACAUUAGAAUUUUCAAAUAUGGAUGGUGCAG